This is a messenger RNA of Thrips palmi, 1373 nucleotides long. Its product is annotated as gastrula zinc finger protein XlCGF17.1-like. The transcript has 2 exons. The record is from RefSeq and is a predicted model, not a curated record. Bases 47 to 820 code for a protein of 257 amino acids. Gene Ontology annotation, cellular component: nucleus. NCBI's taxonomy places the organism in Eukaryota, Metazoa, Arthropoda, Insecta, Thysanoptera, Thripidae.
GUUCUUUUUACCACAGUUUUCGGGACUCCUCAUUCCCAAACUCAAAAUGGGUCACGUCUGUCGAGUGUGCGGCAAGAAGAAUGAGUCCGCGUCCAAGCUGGUUGUGCACCUGCGGACCCACACGGGGGAGAAGCCUUUUGAGUGCACGGUUUGCAACAAGAAGUUCAGCCAACGUAGCCAGCUCAAACCGCACCUCCGAAUCCACACAGGAGAGAAGCCCUUCGAGUGCACGGUUUGCAACAAGAAGUUCAACCAAGGUGGCGACCUCAGAAAGCAUCUCCGGACCCACUUAGGAGACAAGCCCUUUGAGUGCACGGUCUGCAACAAGAAGUUCACCAGAAGUGACAGCCUCAGAGUGCAUCUCCGAACUCACACAGGAGACAAGCCCUUUGAGUGCACGGCCUGCAACAGGAAGUUCAUCCAUGGUGGCGACCUCAGAGUGCAUCUCCGGACCCACACUGGGGACAAGCCCUUUAAGUGCACGGUCUGCAACAAGAAGUUCUCCAGAAGUGGCAGCCUCAGAAAGCAUCUCCGGACCCACACAGGAGAAAGGCCCUUUGAGUGCACGGUUUGCAACAAGAAGUUCAUCGAAAGUGGCAAGCUCAGAGUACACCUCCGGACCCACACAGGAGACAAGCCUUUUGAGUGCGCGGUCUGCAAUAAGAGGUUCCUCCAUGGUGGCAAUCUCAGAGUGCAUCUCCGGAUCCACACAGGAGACAAGCCCUUUGAGUGCACGGUUUGCAGCAAGAGGUUCUGCCAAAACUCUCAUCUGAAAAAGCAUCUGCGAACCCACACUGAAGGAAACGGUUUGAACAUGUAGUUGGCUAAUGGAAGUUAAGUCAAGAUGACAGCAGUCUCAGUCUUAACUGCGCACUCUCUUUUAGGAGAAAUGGCAGGCUGUAUUUUUCCGGAAGACGAUUACUGGGCGGCAGGCCGAAGUGUACCGGUUGAGACUGUUCAUGAGGCGCAUAACUAAGAUAUUUAGUCCGAAUUUGUUUAAUGUAGGGAAACUAUCCGUGUCUCGAUCUAAUGUCAUUUACGAGCUUAUAGUUUUUUCUCAUUGUUAGAAGUAAAGUGGGAAGUCAUUUAAAACAAUAGGACUGGGCACAGGAAGUCUUAGGCUCUCAUUUGAAAAUGAUUUUAUUUCCGAUUCGAAUACAUGACAAUAUGUGAAUUUGACUUUCCGUCUCUGAAAUAUGACUCGUUUGUUUUAAGCACGCUUUCGUUGAUCUUUGGAAGAUGGCAUGGAUUGAUUGAUUCUGGUAAACGAUUCAUAAGUUUUCUCUCAAUUUGACUCUGUUGCACGUUUAAUGAUGUUACUUGUAUGCACUACUGUUUUUGCCUCUAUAUUGAAUAAAAAAAAGUAUUAUUGA